UCGGAGGCAGGUGUGGCAGAGGACGGAGGCGAGGCGGUGCUCGCUCAGCCUUUUAGCCUCGUCCCUUUCGGUGACUGGUUUGCAGAAAAGCCCUCUCGAUUCAGUCGUGGAUGCCUCUUCCUCCAGUUUGAAUUGCUUGCCUCCUCCCUGCAAGAGGGUUUGCGCAACGGACUCUCUGGCCACCCCUGUGGCUUGGUUGCGUUUGGUUUGCUUGCUUGCUUUUGCCUCCUGUAACCUGUUUCCAGCUCCAAACUAUUAGAUGUGCGUGUGUGAGAGAGAGACAUCCACAUAUCUUUAUUCCCUCGCAGAAAAGACCCUUCGCCUACGAUGGCACAUUACCUUGUUCAGUGGGUAGACUCAGCUGAUGUUGAACUAAGCUCCCAUCAUCCCGGACUGCUGGCGCAGCUAGCUAGGGAUGAUGGGAGUUGUAGUGCAACAACAGCUGGGUCCUCAAGUUUGAAAAACACUCUGGUAGAGCAUGAGACUAUUAAUCUCAGGGUCGUGGGUUUGAGCCCCACAUUGGGAAGAGGACUCCUGGCAGGGGAUUGGACUAGAAGUCCCUUGUAUGAUCCUGCGUAGGAUCCACACAUUUGCUUUCCAUUUGCAUUUGUGGUCGUGGAAGAAAUGAGGCAUGGAUUUUUUGGAGCCGGACCCAAUUGGCGUAUCUCGUCAGAUAGUACUGUCUCUGUACAACAUUGUCAUACUGAUCACACAAGAGUGUUCUUCAACAUAUGUGAACAGGACUAUUGGCUUCCCAAUAGUCUAUUGGACUGUUGGUGUCCCUGUACAAGUACACAUAUGUACUGUAUAGUAUGGACACACUCUAUACAUGGACACGCUCUAUACAGUGCAGUCUCCUUCACAUAUGUCUGGAGCACCUUUCACAAAAGUGCCAUCUCUAGGGAUAAGUAGUAUUUGUAAUAUGUUCCUGAGCAUCAGUUCCCAGCAAUGCCCAGUAUUUAGUUGUUGAAAUAAAUUCAGAAAGCUGUGAGUUCAUGCAAUUCAGUUAAUUGCUUCAAAUAAUUUGUGACCUGUGGCAGAAUAUGUGUAUAGGAGGGAGCUGUUAAUCAACAACACAAAAUAAUACGAUUUUAGGCCUGUUCCUUAUAUUCAUGUUUGAGUUCUGUCCUUUCUGUAUGUCUCAGCAUAAAUAAACAGAUUGUUUAUUUAUUGUUUGGUUCCUUGUGUCUGAGUAGGACCUAGGCAUAGCUGCCAAGUUAUCCCUUUUUUAAAGGGAAAUUCCAUUAUGCUGAAUAGGCUUCCUCGCGAGAAAAGGGAAAACUUGGCAGCUAUGGACCUAGGUUCAAAUUCCCACUAGGCCAAUAACGCUCGCUGGGUGACCUUGACUUAGUCACCUCUCAGCCAGACCUACCUCACAGGGUUGUUAUGAUGUUAAUAAGGAGAGCCACGUACAUCACUUUGAACUCCUUGAAUGAAAGUUGGGAUAUGAGUGCAAUAAUAAAGUGACUUCCCUUUCAGGAAUGUGGUUUUAGAAGCCUCAGGAUACAACCAUAUACUUAUAUGCACACAGUGGAGACCAUUUCCCCCAGCACUAAUGGCAUCAGGUGGAUUUUUAUUGAGAUUGUUGCUGGACAGGAAGGAACAAAUUUCUCCCUACACUCUUCUGUCCUGUGGGAAAUCUGUUCUCUCCUCGCCUGCUCUAAAUUAAAAUCAAACAAACCCUGAUGUGCUUUCAGGUGAUGUUCUAAGUGCCCUGCCUAGCUUGGUCCUGAGAGGAACAUGCAUAGAAUUUAUGUAGUUGUGUAGUCUAAAUGACUGUCUUCCCAUGCUCAAAAUUAUUAUACAGUGUACCUUGGGUUAAGAACUUAAUUUGUUCUGGAGGUCCUAUUUUAACCUGAAACUGUUCCUAACCUGAGGUACCACUUUAGCUAAUGGGGCCUCCCACUGCUGCGGCACAAUUUCUUUUCUCAUCCUGAAACAAAGUUCUAUUUCUGGGUUAGCGGAGUCUGUAACCUGAAGCGUCUGUAACCUGAGGUACCACUGUACAAGAGAAAAGGUGCCUAUGUUUUCCUAAGUUUGAGUUAUGCUGAUGGUUAUACUCUAGGUUGGACCAUGGGAAGACAGGGCCAAUUUCACAUGAAAUGAUAAAUCAUGAUUUAAGGUUGUGGAUUGUGUCCCGCUUCCUCCCAUGUGGCUGGGAGGAUGAAUUUUGAUUUUAGUUUGGUUUUGAAGAAUCUUCGCUUAGUGUUACCUAUGAACCAGAGCUAAAUUGGCAGAAGGACAGCGGAAGUGUGUAAGAGCAAAGCUUUGUCAUGCUCCUGAUGGAGUUUUGUGUGAACUGUGGUGAGGAAUCCUGUGAAUGUCAUAGAAGAGAAAACUGAGGGCAGAAACAAUCUGCAUAUUUAAAAAUGAUAGGCAAAGCUACAAAUACUGUAAGGGAUUGGCCUACAAAUUUGCAGAUGGGAAGCAAAACAAUGGCAUCAAAGAGGGAAAUCCAGCUAGCUGAAUUACCAGGAUCCAGAAAAGUUGAGCAACUAGUAUAAAACCAACAAUAAUGAAAAUAUUUAAAGAUUCCAUAUAUUGUGCAAUUAAGUAUUGCACAUUACGAAUGAUAAAUUAGAAGUUUAUUAUAAGUACUAGUCAUUUAAUAAUAAAGAAAAUGGAAGUUAGCUUCAUUCUGUUCAGUUGGGCUUGCUUUCACAUAACUGCAGUUAGGAGUAUAAUACUACAAUGCUAUACAGCCAAGAAGUAAGGUGUGUUAACUUCAGUGGGCCUAGUGUAAAUCUGUAUCAUAUUGCAGCCUUAGUAAGUAUGGCUGAGGUGAAAUUUGUAUUCAAGACUUCCAGUUUACAUAAUUAGUAAGUUGCUCCUUGAAUCUGAUUUUGCUUACAUGAGUUGAAAGCUGGUGUAAAUUUAUUUCCUGUUUCACUGUAUUUUUAUUUUUAUUUUACAGAUACUGUUCCGCCUAAUUACAUUUGGGUUAAAUGCUUUUACCCUACGAUAUGUUUCAAAGGAAAUCAUUGGCAUUGUGAAUGCUGAUGCUGCUUUAUUCUACAGUUGUUUUCUUAGCCAGAGAGGCAUUCCGAAGAGCUUGUCUGAGUGGAAGUACAAGGAGAAACUGGACCAAAACAUUUAAUCUUUUGUGGACAAUAGUCCCCUUGGGCGUGUGUUGGUCUGUAUUCUUGGGCUGGGUCUGGCUAGAUAGACUUGAAGUUCCUGAUGAAAAUGCUGUUCCUUACUACAACUUUGGAGUGGUUGCCUUUGGUCUUUCUGCUGUGAUUGAGCUUCUAGGUGAACCUUUUUGGGUUUUAGCCCAAGUACACUUAUUUGUCAGGCUAAAGGUAAUUGCUGAAAGUCUCUCAAUCAUUUGCAAAUGCUUUUUGACAGUUAUUCUAGUAGUUACGUAUCCUCACUGGGGGCUUUACAUCUUUUCUUUGGCCCAGCUUCUAUAUACCAGUGUUCUGGUUUUGUGCUAUAUAAUGUAUUUCAUGAUGUUUCUGGGUUCUCCUGAAGCAACCAAAAAAUCAUUUCCAGUUACUCGUAUGAUAUCUGUUUUACCUAAUUUUGGACAAGAUGAGGAAUUUGUUAACUGGGAAGAGGCUAAAUUGACUUGGAGUUUCUUUAAGCAAUCAUUCUUGAAGCAGGUUUUAACAGAGGGUGAACGGUAUGUCAUGACGUUCCUGAAUGUGUUAAAUUUUGGAGACCAGGGGGUGUAUGACAUAGUGAACAACCUUGGUUCUCUGACGGCUCGAUUUAUAUUUUUGCCAAUAGAGGAGAGCUUUUAUGUUUACUUUGCUAAGGUUCUGGAACGCGGAAAAGAUAUCAGGUUUCAAAAACAGGAUGAUAUCUCCAUGGCAGCAGCUGUAUUAGAAUCACUGUUGAAACUAGUGCUUCUGAUUGGCCUAACUAUAACAGUUUUUGGUUACGCGUAUUCCCAGUUGGCACUGGAUCUUUAUGGAGGUUCAAUGCUCAGUUUGGGAUCAGGGCCAAGUCUCCUGCGCUGCUAUAGCUUAUACGUCUUGCUGCUUGCUGUUAAUGGCGUAACAGAAUGUUUUACGUUUGCUUCAAUGUGUAAAGAAGAAGUGGACAGGUACAAUUUUGUCAUGCUUGCUUUGUCCUUGGUUUUUCUGUGCAUGUCCUAUUUCUUGACCUAUUGGCAAGGCAGCAUAGGAUUUAUCUUUGCAAACUGCUUCAACAUGGGGAUCCGAAUAGCCCACAGCAUCCGCUACAUCCACAACUAUUUUGCACAGAGCCCUUACAAGCCUUUAAAGGGCCUCCUUAUAUCACCGUUGCUGUUGGUUGUUUAUGUCGUCUGCGGAGUAGCCACGGCAUUUUCAGAGGUGUUCCUGUGCUGUGAUAAAGGGUGGCUGGCAAGGUUAAUCCAUGUUGCUGUGGGAGCACUGUGUUUUACAGCAACUCUUGCCACUAUAUUCUUCACAGAGACCAAGCUGAUCCAUUUUGUUAGGACGCACAUUUUGUCAAGAUAUACCAAAGAAGUGGUAAAAUAAUAAUGUACAGACUAAUUUCUGUAUAUGAAAUGUAUAUAUUUGCUAUGGAGGAGAUAUACGGAGAAUUACAUAUGUAACUACUGUAAUAUACAGGUGAUAUCUGUCUGUGAAACAUACAUAACUGGUAGGAAGGUAAUUCACAGCAAUUUAAGCUGAUACAUUUGUUCAAAACUCCAAAAUUAUACCCGUGGCAAGCAACUUGGUAAGUUUACACCGGAAAGUUAGUGCUGCCCGGUAUAUGAAUGCAAAUAUUACGCAUAAUCCUCACUUGCGGAAGCCAGCAGCUGGAUAGUACUGGGCAUUAUUCUUGUGAUGCCACACUAAUGUCACAUUGAACUGUAAUAUACUUUAGAGACUGGGGGUGCACAUCACCUGACUGCUUCUUAACUCUUCACAGUUAGUUUACUCCCAAAUUUUAUUCUAAUCCCAAGGAAAAAAAUGUUUAAGUACACUGGAGUCCAGCUAUUUGCGCUGGCCAGGGCAGAAGGUUGUUGUUGUUUUUGGUGGGGGGGGGGGCGUUGCUGUGGCAGCAUGAGGCUGGUGCAGCAGAGAGAUUGAAUUAGGCCUAUUUCUAGUAACAAACCAGAAUGCCCCAUUUGGGAGGUAUAUGCUGCUGGUACCUUUUGCUUGCCUUCAGUUUAGGUGGGCCCAGCCAGGAGCUUGACAGAGGUGGCGUUCCCCCAUGCCAGGACAACCGUGCAGAACUUGGUGGAGACAGCUCUGCCUCAUCAAAACCCCAUUCAGUUCGGUGGAUUGCUGUGUUUAAUAGGUAGUUUGUCUGAAAUGUCAUGUAGCCAUGCUAAAUUGUUGUUGGACUAUGGCUCAUUUUAGGAUUGGAUUGCUUUACUUUAUUGGGCCUGAGCCCGGUAGGCACUAUGAAAGAAUUUUAAAUUUUUUUUUGCUGUCCUUAUAAGAUUAUUGCAAUCUAGACAAGCAUCUCUGGCCACUGUAAAAAGUGCUAUUUGUAGCACAUAGCUGCAAACCCCUUACCUACAUUGGGACCUCUGAAGAAAAUGAGAUAUCCCCCCCCCAUGUAUUCUAUGUAUCAUGAUUUACCAGUAAUUCUUAAAACAGUUGUUAGUAAAAAUGGAUAGAAGAGGCAUAAAAUAAGCAUAGGAGAAUUUCCCUCAUUUAAAAUCAGGAUUUUCAUAUAUUGAUGCCUUAACUAUUUUAAAAAAUAGUUUUGAGGGCUGCUGUAAGCUAAUGUUCUGAAAGCCUUAUAGGGGAACAGGAAGAUUAUCUGGAGAAUUGUUAAAAACAAAAGCCAGAAUACAGUAUUACAAGAAUAUAUAUGGACAAAUAAGUUUCUUGUCAGUAAAACUAAAACAUGUAAAGUAUUAAGAACAUAACUGUUUACUAUAAACAUCUCUUAUUUUGUUGAACACAAACAAAUCAAGCCUAAAAACAACUGUUUCCGUUUCCUCCAGCUUGAGGCAUUGCAAUGUAUAGGAUUGCACUAUAAGGGCCUCAUCACACUUAAAUUUUGAACAAGACUAUAACAAGAGUGUGUGUGUGAUAUGGUAAGAGUGUCAGCUGAAUCAUAUUCUGCGCUAUAAUGAGAAUCUGGGUGAGGAAGUAUGUUCUGUGAUUUACAAUUAGAAAAUGGUUCAACUUUGUUGAAAACUGGACAUGUAGGAGACAUAAUUUGAGGGUGGCCCAUACAAAAUUUAGGGGAAUUUUUUAUUAAUAUGAAUAAGUAAAACCUUUGCUAAGAGAGUAGCAUGUUGACAGAUGCUGUGCAUUUUUCUUUUAUGGACUAUGCUAGGGUAUUUUUUAAAAUAGUCAUUUGCACUGCAUCUUGUACUGGGGAAAUGGUUUGUUGUGUUAGUUUAAGGGGCACAUCUAUCAUGUGCUGUUUUGACAAAUAGUACUUUUAGUACUAUUAGUAUGUAGUUUUUUUUCUUAUUGAAGAGACAUUUUUAUGGCCAAUGUUAGUCAAUAGACUUGAUUAUUCUGCUGUUGCCAGGUAACAGUUUUGGCCAAUCUUAGCCUCAGGAAGUACAGAAGCUUGCUGUUGCUAGGUGAGAUUCACACAGACCAGGCCUCAGCCUUGAAGAGUUGUCUAAAAUGUUAACAGAUAAACCAAAAGGUUGUUUAAUUGAAUGUAUUUUUUAUAAUAUACUUUUUCUAGCAUUGUUCUAGUUACAGCUAGAACAAUUACAGUUGGUCUGCUGUAGUCGAAACAAAAUAAAAAAAAUCCCUUCCAGUAGCACCUUAGAGAUUGUUAUUGGUAUGAGCUUUCGUGUGCAUGCACACUUCUUCAGAUACCUGGUAGGUGCUACUGGAAGGAAUUUUUAAAUUUUGUUUUCUAGCAUGUUCAUGAAAUGUUCCGUGGAAUAAGGAUUGCCUUCUAUUUUCUGCUCAUAAAUAUGCAUACAUUGCCAAUUCACUGUUUCAAAAAAUGUCAGAAACAAAUUAAAAUGUUUCUAUAGAGCCAACACUUUUUUUUUAAAGUUAAAUGUAUAAUUUGUUUCCAGAGUUUGCAACCGUUUGUUAUCUUGAAUGGCAGUGUUGUACAUUUAAGAAUGAAGUAAAGUUGUAGGGGGCCAAAACAUACCUGUGAUUGUAAGCUGUGAUUAAUGAAAGCGGGUGGGUUUGUUCUUUUUCGUUGUUGGUUAAAAUUAUCUGUCUUUUGGAUUGUAAUGCAGGACUCAAAAUGAGUAAAAGAUUUUUUAAAAUUUAAUGUUAAAAUUGAACAAAUCCUUAAAUUUGUACUUCUGAAAGAAAAGCAUACUUGGUUGCUAACUUGGGCAUGUGUGUGAAUGUAAAAGUGCUAGUGGAAAGCACAUUCGGUAGCAAAUGUGAAUCAACUUGUGAGGCAGUUGCUAAAGGUAUGAUCCUGAAAGAUGCUUUCUUCAUAGCUAUAUUUAACCCAUUGACUCAUUUGCAGGCACACUCCUGAUUCUGCCUUGUAGGGUCAUGUGUAGGCACUGCACGAGUCGCAAAUCAAAAUUCUAAAUUAUUUAAUUUUGAUUAAUUUUCACAUGUAAUCUUACCUACAAAAAUUCAUACCACAGCAAAUACGUAUCCUACAAGAUAGAGUAAACAACACAAACUGCCUCUCUGGAAUUACUUUUAACAUUUCUCCAAAGUUUGAUAUAAUCUGAAUAUGUAUUAUUGAAGCUCUGCCUUAUAAAACAAAAAGUUGGAAUAUUUUAUAUUCUGAAAGUGAAGGCAAGCCUGGUUCUAUUUUCUUUCCUGUCUUAAUUUUAUUACAAUAAAAAAAGCAAAUCUUA
Molecule: messenger RNA, 7705 nt
Organism: Zootoca vivipara (common lizard)
Lineage: Eukaryota; Metazoa; Chordata; Lepidosauria; Squamata; Lacertidae
Source: RefSeq, a predicted model, not a curated record